AUGGCGCGAACAGAGCAGGAGCGCUGUGGAUGCGUCACAGGUUUGUGGUCUCUCUUUCGACCGAAAAAGGCGCACAAGGGCGACAACAAGGUCCAAGCUGAGGCAGUCUCGGGAGAAGCCAUGGACGCGGCCGCCUUGAAGUUGAAGGAACUCAGGCGCGAGCUGAAGGAGGAGGAGCAAGAGAAGAGAGCUGAGCAGCUGAACGAGGAGGAGCAAGAGAAGCUGAACGCGGAGGAGAAAGAAGCCGAUCAGACGAAGGAACUCAGGCGCGAGGUGAAACAGGAGCAAGGUCAGAAGGAGCAGCCGCAGCUGGAACGAGAGGAGAAGAGUUCCAGGCCAAAGAUGGUUCGCUUCUCUUCCUCAGCGGAGGACAUUCUUCCCGACGGCACCCGACGGCGGAGUGAAACCCAUCUUAGCGAUGGCCGAGGGGGAUAUGUUGAGUUCGCAUAUCUCGAAGCUUUCCACAAGGCAAACCGGUGGCUAAACCAGAGGGGAAAAACUGAGAAGAAGAUCCGCAGCUUGGAAGAGGAAAAGUACGAGGAAACGGAAGAGGAAGACGAGGAAAAGUCUUGGAGUGUUAGCGCGCUCCGGAUUCUGAUCAGACUCACCGAGCAGCUUUACGAGGAGCUCAACGGCAAAUCCAGCGACCGAGAGAGGAUCAAGCGAGCGCGGAAGAUGAUGAGGCUUCAGAAAAUGCUGGAUAGGAUCCCGAGUGAGAGGAAACCGUGGAAGAAGCUUGAGUCCGGCGAGGUGGUCUUCGUGAAGGUGGCAAAAGAACUAUAUGAUCGUGCGGGGAGAGAUUUUGUUGCCGAAUUCAAGAGGAAACAGGAAACUCACAAAGCGAGAAGACCGGCGAGGAUGCAGCUUGCGAACUCUGAUCAAAGCGCUCUAGAAGCAGCUGAGGCUGGUGUUCACCUUGCUGCAAAGACUAUUAAGGGGGACUACACUCUACAGUGUCUGGAACAAGGAGGUUUCUCUUUUAUCAGCUUUCCAGUCGACGGAGAUGAGACAGGAGCUAAAUGUUCACAGCUUGAAGACUGCAACGAGAUGAGCUCUCUAGUUGACGGAGACUUUGAAAACGCGUCAGGGCUGUCCAGGAAUGCUCGUACAGCUGCUCGGGUGAAAGUAUCAGGAAAGAACUCUGUGUCAGAUUGCUCUGCAAGGGACUCAAGAAGGAUGCUGAUGGCAAGCACGUCGAAGAAACGAGAAAUGAAGUUACGAGCUCGAGAAGUCGGCUGUAAGGAUUGGUCAACUCGAGGCCAGUUCUCGGACUCUAGCAUCGGAGAAGCCAACUCUCGAGAGUCAAAUCCAGAAGUUGGAGCUGCGAGCCAAAUCUCCAAGCAAGUUGAGAAGCACAGGAGCAGGCCAGAGACCUCAAGAGAAGAUCAAUGGAUCAAGUUGAGCCACACUCUACAGUGUCUGGAGCAAGGAGGGAUCUAUCUUAUCGGCUUUCCAGUGGACGGAGAUGAUUCAAGAGCGCCUGCUGCGGUAAGGCUGUCCAUGAUAGUAGCGAGGAACAACAGAAACCAGUGUCAGAUGGCUGCAAGAUGGCAAGAGGACGAUAUAGCUGAAGCUGCUCGUGACCGGGAGUUCUUGAAGGAGAAGCCCCAGGGGAUAAUGGCUGACGGAGUCGAAUCCGCUGCACGAGGUGGAGCUCUCGGCGAGGAGCACGUCGAGAAGAGGAUGGCGGAGUUAGGAAGCGCAAAGGCGAGCCUGGAGAAGCAAGUAACUGGCAGCUGA
Molecule: messenger RNA, 1740 nt
Organism: Selaginella moellendorffii
Lineage: Eukaryota; Viridiplantae; Streptophyta; Lycopodiopsida; Selaginellales; Selaginellaceae
Exons: 7
Coding region: 1-1740 (579 amino acids)
Source: RefSeq, a predicted model, not a curated record